Molecule: messenger RNA, 1803 nt
Organism: Brachypodium distachyon (stiff brome)
Lineage: Eukaryota; Viridiplantae; Streptophyta; Magnoliopsida; Poales; Poaceae
Product: UDP-glucosyltransferase UGT13248
Exons: 2
Coding region: 150-1577 (475 amino acids)
Molecular function (GO): UDP-glycosyltransferase activity
Source: RefSeq, a predicted model, not a curated record
CUAUGCAGGCAGCUAGCGUGGAGACUUGAUAAACCGGCCCCAUCCAUCCAUCCGACAACACGUACGUGGAGCAUUUCCGUUUAUUUCCUAGUACCAGGAGCAGCGGACAGUCACUUUCUCCAACAGCAAAGCUAGCUAGCCAGACAUCCAUGGCUUCUCACGCCGAGCCCGCGCAAGGAGAAGCCGCCGGCGCCGGCGCCGGCGGGGGGCACGUGCUCCUGCUGCCGUACCCGAGCCAGGGCCACGUGCACCCGAUGCUGCAGUUCGCCAAGCGCCUGGCGCACCACGGCAUGCGGCCCACGCUGGCCGUCACGCGCCACAUCCUCGCCACCUGCACGCCGGACGCCGCCCUGGCCUCCGCCGUCCGCGUCGCCGCGGUCUCCGACGGCUGCGACGCGGGCGGCUUCGGCGAGUGCAACGACGUCGACGACUACCUCUCCCUGCUCGAGGCCGCGGGCUCCGAGACGCUGGGCGAGCUCCUCCGGGCCGAGGCCGCGGGGGGCCGGCCCGUCGUGGCCGUGGUCUACGACGCGUUCCUGCCGUGGGCCCGCGGCGUGGCAGCGGCCCACGGGGCCGCCGCCGCGGCCUUCUUCACCCAGCCCUGCGCCGUGAACGUGGCAUACGGCCACGUGUGGGGGCGGAAGGUGAGCGUGCCGGUGGAGGCGGGCGCCAAGGUGGUCGGCCUGCCCGGGCUGCCGGCGCUCCAGCCCGAGGGAUUGCCGUGGUUCCUCAAGGUCGGGCCCGGACCGUACCCGGGGUACUUCGAGAUGGUGAUGAGCCAGUUCAAGGGACUGGAGUUAGCUGACGACGUCCUCGUUAAUUCUUUCUACGAGCUCGAGCCCGAGGAGGCAGCGUACAUGGCGUCAGCGUGGGGCGCCAAGACGAUCGGGCCGACAGUGCCAGCAUCCUACGUCGGCGACGACCGCCUGCCGUCGGACACCAAGUACGGCUUCCACCUCUUCGAUCUCACGGCCGCGCCCUGCAUCGAAUGGCUGUCCACCCACCCUGCGCGCUCCGUCGUGUUCGCCUCCUUCGGCAGCCUCUCCAACCUCGACCCGGCAGAGAUGCGCGAGGUGGCCCAGGGCCUCCUGGACGCCGGCCGUCCUUUCCUCUGGGUCGUCCGCUGCUCGGAGGCCCACAAGCUCCCUGCCGGCUACUCGGAGGCUUGCGGGUCGCGCGGCGGGCUGGUGGUCUCGUGGUGCCCGCAGCUGGAGGUGCUGGCCCACCGGGCCGUGGGCUGCUUCCUGACACACUGCGGGUGGAACUCGACGGCGGAGGCGCUGGUGGCCGGCGUGCCCAUGGUGGCGCUGCCGCAGUGGACGGACCAGCCGAUGAACGCCGAGUACGUGGAGGCCGUGUGGCGGGUCGGGGUUCGGGUGCGGCCGGCGGCGGAGGACGGGCUCGCGCGGAGCGGGGAGAUUGUGAGAGGGAUCGAGGAGGUGAUGGAAGGGGAGAAGAGCGGCGAGUACAGGAGGAACGCCGCCGCCUGGGUGGAGAAGGCCAGGGCAGCCAGCAGGGAGGGCGGGAGCUCCGACAGGAACAUCGCCGAGUUUGUCGCCAAGUACUCGUCCAAGUGAAUUUACUCUUCGAAGCGAUGUAAUUCAUGAGCUACUACUGCACAGGGUUUGGAAGAUGGACACUCCGUUGGAUGAACUAAAUGGUUAACGUGUAUAUACUCCGAACCCCUGUUGAUCGGAAAUAAAUGGUUUGUGUGUAUAUAUGGCUCAUGGUUCACGUUUCAUGUAGUGGUGGUUCUCGAGCAUCAAGAGAGUGCGAAAUAAUUCAGAGUUUAAGGUUUUCGUU